AAGAGUUGACUCUCGAGUCCACCAUUAGGCAUUAGCCCAAGCUCCUAAAGUGAAGGAUCAAGGGGCUGCUGCGUCUGCCUGGCCGUGCAAAUGGACGAGCCGCCAUCGAACAGCAGGCCUCAACAGCUUCUCAGGCGAUGGCGCCAGACCGCCUUUGUUGUGAAUGCUGGCCGGCGCUUCAGAUAUCCUUGGUCCGGAGUGCCCAAUGUCGACCAUCGCCUGGUUCAUUCUGAUCAAACGGGUGCUGAUCAGGAGAGAGAUCUCGAAGAAAACUGUCCGGCCAAGCCUUCCCCAAAAGAUCUUGCUCGUUUGCUGUCCAGAAGCGUUCUUGUCAACCAGAUCAAGCACCUACCCCAACUACUUCGUGCGGUGGGAUCUUCCUCUUCAGAUAUAUAAGACUCAGCUUAUUUUACCUAAUAAUCUUCCUUUAUUAUUACUUUGUUCUCCGCUUUGCUUAUGUUUAAUUUGUUGUCUGAUCCGGAGUAAGCACAUACAGGUCGUUCAGGGGACCCCACAAGAUAAGCAGCAGCAGAAACGUUGCUCCAAGUACUCGCAGAAAGCUCUCCUGUUCGCGAUCACCACGUUCGUGGCGUACCUUGGUUCUUCAUCAUCAGCGUCGUCUUCCACCGGAAACACGGCCUUCAGGAUCGCCAUGGCGGCCUUCUUCAUCGCGAUCUCCAUUGACCUCAUCUCCGCAACGAGGACGCCAAAGUGGGGCUGCGCCUGCUUGGUCUACCUCUCGUGGUUCCUUCUGGUGCUGCUGUCAUACCUCCUGCUCGUCUCGUUCCACAGGGACUACUGCUACGCCAUCAUCCUCGUGCCUCUCCUGGUCCUCGCGGCAGCUCUCCUUCAAUGCAAACUACGCCCCAGUGUAACGCAGCAAAACACCACCAGCGACUCCGGUGAUCAAGAUCUUGACACGGAUGACGACGCCGAUCAAGAUCUCGAGAACAUCUUUGAUUGGUCGGCAGGUAUCGUCAACUGUGGCGGCCUCAUCAGCAUGAUCUUGGGGCACUACAUGUACAUGGUAGGGCCGAACCACCUCAAGGAAGCAAGCGUCAUCGGGUUCUUGUUCUUCUUCACAGUUGUGCUGGGGCUUUACCUGAUGAUGGUAACGACUGUAAAAAAUGUGGCGCUAACUCCCUAUGUAGGGCACCUCACCUGCUUGCUGAACAUUUUGCUUGUCUGCACGCUUAUCGCAACCUUGAUCCAUGGAGUAUGGCUUUCAAGGAAUGAUUCACAUGUUUAAAGUAAUAGUUUUUCAAUCGAUUAUCAUAAUUAUUACUCCACCCUUCCAAAUUAUUGGUCGUUUUAUUUUUCUAUAUAUUUAUCUAGACAUAGCGUAUAUCUAGAUGUACAAUAAAUAUUAUUUACCUAGAAAAAUUGAAACGAGGAGUACUACGUG
Molecule: messenger RNA, 1405 nt
Organism: Panicum hallii
Lineage: Eukaryota; Viridiplantae; Streptophyta; Magnoliopsida; Poales; Poaceae
Exons: 2
Coding region: 164-1249 (361 amino acids)
Source: RefSeq, a predicted model, not a curated record